Molecule: messenger RNA, 2953 nt
Organism: Sitophilus oryzae (rice weevil)
Lineage: Eukaryota; Metazoa; Arthropoda; Insecta; Coleoptera; Curculionidae
Gene: Pgant9
Product: putative polypeptide N-acetylgalactosaminyltransferase 9
Cellular component (GO): Golgi apparatus
Source: RefSeq, a predicted model, not a curated record
AUUACUAACUGCCGAUAAACACAGCCAACUUCCAUUAAUGACUAGGAUCAAAGCGGGAAACCUUUGAUAUACGGUGCUGAUAAUAUCUAGCCAAAUAGAUGCCCCGUCACCAAUCUCAUCCUCCAGCACAUCAGGGACCCCCCCUCACGUCGCAACCUUUAGGAGCCAUGUGCGCAGACAAUACUACGCGCAGCAGCUCCUGAUAACGCGCCCCCUCCACUAUCUCAGUAGGCGACGCGCGGCGUCGUUCGUCUUAUCAUCAACGUCAGAUGCGGUUGACGUUGGUCCGUCAGCGCCUACUUGAUUCACGACAGCGUCGCAGCUGUCUGUGAUAGCGACAGUUUCGUCGGGUUUGUUCAUCGCGCCGCUGGAACGUUUUAGUGGCGUUGUUUUCGGUUGUUGUGGUGGUAGAAGUAGUGGAAAGUACGUCGGAAAGAUGGCGGUGUUGUGGCGGAAAAACUAGACAAUCGAAUCAAUCUUCCCGGUCGACCUGAGCUUCCUGACGCAGAUGCUGGUCCUGUUAUGCCAUUUAAACAGGAGCAAGAAGAGCCCGAAUCUCCUGCAAGACAGGAGGACGAGGAAGACUUAGUCCUGGCACCGCCACAAGAAUUGCCCGGUGAACUGGGGAAACCGGUGGUGCUGCCCAGCAAUUUAACAGAGGCUGUGAAGAAAAUGGUUGACGAUGGAUGGCAGAAAAACGCCUUUAAUCAGUACGUCAGUGAUAUGAUCAGUGUCCAUAGGACUUUGCCAGAUCCUCGAGAUGAAUGGUGCAAAGAACCAGGAAGGUAUCAGUCCAAUUUGCCAAAAACAUCAGUCAUAAUAUGUUUCCACAACGAAGCGUGGUCAGUGCUGCUUAGAACGGUUCAUUCAGUAUUUGACAGAUCACCUACUCACCUGAUCCACGAAGUCAUUUUGGUGGAUGACUUCUCCGAUAUGGACCAUCUGAAGGAACAGUUGGAGGAAUACUGGGAGAAAGAACCCAGAGUGAAGAUUAUAAGAGCCCCGAAGAGAUUAGGACUUAUUCGUGCGAGGUUGUUAGGUUUUGACUACGCUACAGGACCGGUCCUAACCUACCUCGAUUCUCACUGCGAAUGCACCACAGGCUGGCUAGAGCCACUGCUGGACCGCAUAGCUCGCAAUUCUACCACUGUGGUAUGUCCGGUCAUCGACGUGAUCGAUGACACUAGCUUGGCCUACCUGUACCACGACAGUACUGGAGUGAACGUAGGUGGUUUCGACUGGAACUUGCAAUUUAACUGGCACGCCAUACCCGAUCACGAGAAAAAGAGGCACAAGAACAGCGCUGAACCGGUUUGGAGUCCGACUAUGGCAGGAGGGUUGUUCAGUAUAGACAGGGAAUUCUUCAAAAGAUUAGGCACCUACGACGAAGGAUUUGAUAUUUGGGGUGGUGAGAAUUUAGAGCUGUCGUUCAAGACGUGGAUGUGCGGUGGUACCUUGGAAAUCGUACCGUGCUCGCACGUGGGCCACAUUUUCAGGAAACGAUCGCCAUACAAAUGGAGGCAGGGAGUUAAUGUUCUGAGAAGAAAUUCUGUAAGAUUAGCUGAAGUAUGGUUGGAUGAAUUUUCACAGUAUUACUACCAAAGAAUAGGCAACGACAAAGGAGACAUUGGUGACAUAAGUGGUAGAAAGACCCUGAGGAAAGACCUGGAAUGCAAGAGUUUCAAAUGGUAUCUGGAUACCAUUUAUCCUGAACUCUUUAUUCCUGGAGAGGCUGUAGCUAAUGGAGAGAUGCGCAACCUGGGCUUCGGCGGCAAGACCUGUCUGGACUCGCCGGCGCGCAAGGGCGACCUGCACAAACCGGCCGGCCUCUACCCCUGCCACCGGCAGGGCGGCAACCAGGUAAACAUUUGCUUUUUUACGCUUAUUCACGCGCGCCGUUUCCGUCAGAUCGCCAACCGCGCGCACGCGCUGUGCCUGGACAGCGCCAACCAGCCGGAAAACGUCAACAAGCCGGCGGGCUUGUGGCCCUGUCACAGGCAGGGCGGCAACCAGUUCUGGUUGUACAGCAAGUCGGGCGAAAUUCGCAGAGACGAGGCAUGCCUGGACUACAGCGGCCAAGAGGUGAUCCUCUACCCUUGCCACGGCAGCAAGGGCAACCAGUACUGGGACUACGACUCGGACAAGAAGCUGAUCAGGCACGGCAGCAGCGACAAGUGCCUGGGCAUCGACUCGGCCAAGAAGAAGCUGACCAUGGAGAGGUGCAACGCAGAGCUGGACCACCAGCAAUGGGAGAUGGAGAACUACGACAGGUCGAAGUUGUUGUAGUUUUACGCGAGUGAAAUACUUAGAAUAAACCUUUGACUGAAACAUUUUUAAAUAAUAGACGUUCGUUUAGAUAGCGGUGUUUAAAACGAUGUUCGAACAGUGUUCAAAGUCUUAGAUAAGUCGAUAUGUAGUGCCAACUUAUUGUUAGGUAUUUUUUUGUGUGGAAUGAGCUCUCGAGAAACAUAUGCCUACAAAUUAAAUAUAAUUUUUGUAUAAAGUCCUAAAGAAUAUUUAAGGGGGAUUAUUCAUUAGUGAAAGUAAGUUUUUAUUAAUAUAUGGUAUUCCUCAAUGACAUGCUAAUAUUCAAGGAGGAUAUUCUUGGUCCUAUUCUAAGAAAAAAAAAUCAUAUGAAUGUAUGUCCUAAAUAGGGUUUUGUGGUUUCUCGCUGGUUUCUGUUUUUUCGGCUGGUCUAUACAGGGUGAGUCUUAAAUAAGUACAAGUAUUUUCUUGACUGAUAGAUCUCGAUAAGAGAAUCAUAUUUUCUCUUUGCUGUUUUUCAACUAAGUCCGAAAUAACCUAGUUAUUUUACCUUGAAAAUUGAGAAAAGAAAUGUGUUUUGCUGAAAUUUUGGGGACCACGGGAUCUUUUUUAUUUAUUCUUCUUGUAAAUUUAUUCUACUACUUAUGUUACCAUAUUAUCAAGAUAUAUACCGGGUGCGUCAAAAGUG